This is a messenger RNA of Lizanozyma spartinae, 1062 nucleotides long. RefSeq names its product Slp2p (gene SLP2). Bases 1 to 1062 code for a protein of 353 amino acids. Gene Ontology annotation, cellular component: membrane. The transcript has a single exon. The record is from RefSeq and is a predicted model, not a curated record. NCBI's taxonomy places the organism in Eukaryota, Fungi, Ascomycota, Pichiomycetes, Serinales, Debaryomycetaceae.
AUGAAUAAGAUUCUGGCUAUUAGAUAUGUACCCACGAGUGCUUUGAAGGCAUUGGGAGUCUCAAAACCAGCAGUGUCUUAUGGCAUUCGUAGUUUUUCAAACAAUGCCAACAAUUUGACUACUUCAUUGAACUACUUCCAAAGGGAGAAGUUACCAACAAACACUAUUGUUCGGUUUGUACCACAACAGACUGCGUGGAUUGUUGAAAGAAUGGGUAAAUUCAGUCGUAUUCUUCCUCCAGGGAUGGCAAUUCUUUUACCUGUUCUUGAUCGUAUUGCAUAUGUGCAAUCUUUGAAAGAAUCUGCUGUUGAAAUUCCCUCUCAGAAUGCCAUCACAAGCGAUAACGUGCUGUUGGAAUUAGAUGGGAUCUUGUAUAUUAAAGUUAUUGAUCCGUAUAAGGCUAGUUAUGGUGUGGAGGACUUCAAAUUUGCCAUCAGCCAAUUGGCCCAAACUACCAUGCGGUCAGAAAUUGGUCUGAUGACUUUGGACAUGGUACUUAAGGAAAGAACUCUUCUAAACAAUAACAUUAACCAUGUGAUCAAUGAUGCUGCUAAAGAGAAUUGGGGUGUUGAAUGUUUACGUUAUGAGAUUCGAGAUAUCCACCCUCCUCAAAAUGUCUUGGAUGCCAUGCACAGACAGGUUUCUGCUGAACGCUCAAAGAGAGCUGAGAUCUUGGAAUCUGAGGGUAACAGACAAUCCAAGAUAAAUAUCAGUGAGGGUGAAAGACAAUCCAUCAUUUUAGCAUCUGAAGGUAGAAAGCAAGAACAAAUUAACAGAGCUCAAGGUGAAGCAGAGCAAAUCAUGUUGAAGUCAACAGCUACAGCUGAAGGAUUGAAAUUGAUAGCCAAAGCUAUUGAAACUACACCUGGUGGAAAGGAUGCUGUUAGUUUGCAAGUAGCUCAAGAUUACAUUAAAGAAUUUGGUAAGUUGGCCAAGGAAACUAACACUGUGAUUAUUCCUUCUAACUUGGGAGACAUGGGAAACUUCAUGGCUAGUGGAUUAUCAAUUUUCAAGCAAUUAAACAAGGAACAACAAUCUACACAAAAGGAAAUCAAAAAUUAA